GCAUGAUUUAGCCGCACCUUUAGAUGUGCGUGUAGUUUGUUGUUUGCAGCCAUGACGCGCGCUUGGCUGAAGGGCAAGGUGUGUGUGGUGACAGGAGGCGCCAGUGGGAUCGGGGCGGCUCUGUGCCGGCGCUUUGCAGCGGAGGGUGCCAAGGUGGUGGUGGCGGACAUGGCGGAGGAUGCUGCCCGUGCAGUUGCUGCUGCCAUCGACGGCGUGGCCGUCCGGUGCAACGUGGCGCAGGAAAUGGACAUCCGGAGGCUGAUUGCCAUCGCAGAGGCCCAGGGCCCCAUCGAGGUCUUCGCAGCCAACGCGGGGAUCCCCUCCAACGGCGGGGAGGAGGUCCCCAACGACGAGUGGGAGCGCAUCAUGGGGGUCAAUGUCAUGCAGCACAUCUACACAGCUCGGCACCUCUUCCCCCUGUGGCUGAAUCGGCCAGGUGAGAAGCACCUGAUGAUCACCGCUUCGGCGGCGGGCCUGCUGACGCAGGUGGGAUCUCUGCCCUACAGCGUCACCAAGCACGCGGCCCUGGCCACUGCGGAGUGGUUCCGGAUCACGUAUGCGAGCUCCGGGAUUCGUGUGUGCUGCCUCUGCCCCCAGGCAGUGGAGACUGGGAUGGUGCCCUCGGACUCCGGCGGCAGUGUCGCAGGCAUCGACGGGCUGCUGAAGCCUGAGAAGGUGGCGGAGGAUGUGCUGCUGGCCAUGGAGAAGGGCCACUUCUUGGUACUGCCUCACGCAGAGGUGCUCAAGUACUUCCAGCGGAAGGCCUCGGACUACGACCGCUGGCUCGCCGGCAUGGAGAGGCUUCAGAAGGCCUUUGGCGAGAUGGUGCGCAGGAGCCCCCCGAUCUCUGCUGCGAAGUUGUGAAGCACUUCGGCCACCGAAGCCUGU
Messenger RNA from Effrenium voratum, 888 nucleotides. The record is from the annotation of a GenBank genome assembly. NCBI's taxonomy places the organism in Eukaryota, Dinophyceae, Suessiales, Symbiodiniaceae.